GAGGGUUCUUCCGGUGUCAUGGCGCUAAAGUUCGUGCUCUGAGCAUAUUGCUAAGAGCCCCCUGGUUUGCUUGGCCACCUUCUGUGACUUUUACUGGUUGAGCGCUGCAUAGGAAGGACUCCAGGAGAGCCUGAAGCCACGCAAUGGAAUAUGGCAGAGUGGUAAGCAGCAACAGGUCAGCCCUUCCAAGAUUGGGAGGCCAGAUGCUGGAGUACAGCAACUUGGAGAAAAGAAAAAGGAAGGAGGAGGCAGUGACCUUUGAGGAUGUGGCUGUGAACUUCACCAUGGAGGAGUGGGUUUUGCUGAAUCCAUCCCAAAAGAAGCUCUACAGAGAUGUGAUGGAGGAAACCUUUAGGAACAUAGUUGCUAUAGGAAGAGCCUGGGAUAACCAGGAAGUUGAAGAAGAUUACAAAAAUUACUGGAGAAAUCUAAGAAAUGAAGAGGUAGAGAAGUGCUUUCAAAAUAAAGGUUGGAAUCAGUUUGAAGAAAUAUUUCUUUGUACUCCAGAUGCUAAUGUAGACAAGAAACAAGCUGGUUUAACACCAGCUGAAAGCCUUGCUUGCAAAAAACCCCCGAUUGGGCAUUUGUCACUAAAUGUCCCCAUCAUAGCUCACACUGGACUGAACACAUCUGACUUGGGAUUGGAAGAGAUGUUUUAUUGUUGUGAUGAUGGUGGAACCUCUUGUUUUCCGUUCUUUUCGGAGGGUUGCAAAACCAAGGCUUGGGGGGAACCCUUUUGA
Molecule: messenger RNA, 740 nt
Organism: Heterocephalus glaber (naked mole-rat)
Lineage: Eukaryota; Metazoa; Chordata; Mammalia; Rodentia; Bathyergidae
Biological process (GO): regulation of immune system process; negative regulation of transcription by RNA polymerase II; regulation of cytokine production
Cellular component (GO): nucleoplasm
Molecular function (GO): DNA-binding transcription repressor activity, RNA polymerase II-specific; RNA polymerase II cis-regulatory region sequence-specific DNA binding
Source: RefSeq, a predicted model, not a curated record